AUGGACGGUAAGAAGAAAUUCGAUGACACCAGCAAGAAGUUCCGAAAACGUAUGGAAGAAGAGAAAGCGAAGGUUCGUCGAACCAUAUUUAUUGAUGACGAGAUGCCAACAACCAGCAAAAAGAGAAAGACAUGCAACCAACCCAGAAAAACGGCAACAUAUUUUCGUAUGAGCUCUGCAAAACCCCAAGCAACAGUCCGUACAAAAGAGAAAUUGCAGGAAAAGACGGAAGAUGUUUGCAAGGAGAACCAAACGCCACUAAAGAACAAAUAUAUCUCACCCAACAAGGGUAAAGAUCCUGUGAGAAAGGACAACAAGGAUGAAGUUAUAUGCCUGUCGUCCGACGAAGGAGAAAAUGAAGAUCAUGAAUGCUUAAACCCAACUGUCGAAGAAAAUAUACCACCUACUCCCGGUAACGACGUGGUAAACUCGCCUAUGUAUGCGCCACCAAAUUACCAUAUUGAUAAUCUGGGUAACGAGGAACAAGAACCAUGGUUCAGCCCGCUUUAUGGUGAACCAGAAGUUCCAAUGACACCUGGAAAAUCAAAUAACGACGCAUAUUCUCCGCCGUGCGACAGAUGCAAUAGUAAUGAUUGCAGUGAAGAAGAAUUAUUGCCACGACCGGAAGACGAUGUAGAAAUGCCAUCUCCUGAUGAAAUGGAAGAAAUCUUUCGUUCUUCAUUUGGACACUUCGACGAUACAUUAUGUCUCCGGCAACCAUCACCAACAUCAACAUCAUCACCAAAAUCGUCAACAUCAUCACCUCAAAGAAAAAGAAGUGGCUGGUUCACCAUUGACGUCAAAGACGAAAGAUGCCAUAAUUUUUGCGGUCAUAUGGGUUAUCAAAGAUCCAUUAUCUAUCGAUUCUGGGUCGACCAAGCCAAACAAUAUCCAGAAAUCGGUGCUGAUGCAAAUGCAAAUAAAGAAAAUCAAUAUCUUGAUUCGCCCAGUUCAUCCCAAUUGUCAUGGCUAGAAGUUUCACCGAACCCCAGACUGGUCACCACCACUCCAGCACCUAUGAGACGUUUGUCACAAAGCUCGGCUGAGAAAUCACCAAGCCUUACGCCCGUGAUAUCAUUGUUUUCAACUCCAAUAUUGUCACCACUUAAUCUGUCAAUAUUAUCUUCAGUGGGGUCUCAUACUUCAAUAAAAUCGCAGACUAGCCUAUUAUAUUUCGCUCCGUCAUGCGCCCCUAGUCAAUCUAUAAGACAGCAUCAAUCAUCGUCAUCAACAUCAUCAUCGUCGUCAUCACCUUCAUCGUCAUCAACGUCGUCAUCAUCUUCAUCGUCAUCGCCGUCAUCAGCAACAUCGAUAUCAUCACCCGUAUCAUCAACGCCUAAGCCAUCGUCCACAGAAAUUUUGGAAAUAGAAGACGAAAAUGUGCAGCAGCCAGAAGAAACUAGUGAUAAUAUCCCCAACCAAAGGAUGUCGCCAACAACUACACCAAUUCCAGGAUGGGACGAUAUAUCACAAAUGCCUAGCGAACUACGUGCCAAAAUUGAAGACAUUUGUAUCUUAAUAACAGAUAAUGGAACACAAUUUACCUCAAGGAAUUUUAAACGUUUUCUAAAUGAAUUAGGCAUAAAUCAGCAGCUUACUGCACCAUACACUCCACAGGAAAAUCCUACUGAAAGAGCUAACCGAACAAUCAAGACAAUAAUCGCGCAAUUCUCAAGUGAUCAACACAAUAGAUGGGAUGAGUUACUCCCCGAGAUUAUGCUGGCUGUAAAUACCAGUGUAUCUGAAUCAACAGGAUUUUCACCAGCAUUUAUAACUCAAGGAAGAGACCCACGUUUACCAAAAACAUUGUACGAUGAGGUAACCAUUGGUACAGGAGUAGAAAGUUUGAGUUCAUCGAGACGAAAAGAUGAAAUGAAAGAUGUAUUCGAAAUUGUUAAGAGAAAUUUGAGCAAAUCAUUCGAAAACCAGAAAAGAUAUUAUAAUCUAAGAAGGCGUCAAUGGAAACCGAAAGUUGACGACCGACAGAAAUAA
Messenger RNA from Lucilia sericata (common green bottle fly), 1992 nucleotides. Its product is annotated as cell wall protein RBR3-like. NCBI's taxonomy places the organism in Eukaryota, Metazoa, Arthropoda, Insecta, Diptera, Calliphoridae. The record is from RefSeq and is a predicted model, not a curated record. Gene Ontology annotation, molecular function: nucleic acid binding. The transcript has 3 exons. Bases 1 to 1992 code for a protein of 663 amino acids. Gene Ontology annotation, biological process: DNA integration.